AUGGUCCCCACAAUCUGGAUUGCGGCCGUCUCGCUGGCUGCCGCCGCCGCAGCGCAAUAUUUCCCACCUACACCCGAGGGGCUGAAGGUGGUUGACUCGAAACACGAGAAAGGAGUGAAAAUCUCAUACAAGCAGCCGGGGGUCUGUGAAACCACACCAGGCGUCCGAUCGUACUCGGGCUACGUUCACCUGCCCCCGGGCACUCUGAACGAUGUGGGAGUGUCUCAGAAAUACCCAAUUAACACCUUCUUCUGGUUCUUCGAAGCCCGACAUGACCCGAAGAACGCCCCCUUAUCCAUCUGGAUGAACGGCGGGCCCGGCAGCUCCUCGAUGAUCGGUCUCAUGCAAGAGAACGGCCCAUGCCUCGUGAAUGCAGAUUCCAAUUCGACCGAGCUCAACCCCUGGUCGUGGAACAACUAUGUCAACAUGCUGUACAUCGAUCAGCCUAACCAAGUCGGGUUUAGCUACGACGUCGCCACCAAUGGCACCUACGACCAGAUUGCCAGCGCGUGGGAUGUCUCGAAGUGGAAGCGGGGUGUACCUGAACAGAACAACACCUUCUAUGUCGGCACGACGACCAGCGGAAAGGCUAAUGCAGCUGCCAACAGCACAGAGAAUGCCGCUCACUCGCUGUGGCACUUUGCACAGACGUGGUUCUCUGAAUUCCCCGAAUACAAGCCCAACGAUGAUCGCGUGAGCAUCUGGACUGAGUCAUAUGGUGGCCGAUACGGCCCGUCCUUCACUGCGUUCUUCCAGGAGCAAAAUGAGAAAAUCCGAAAUGGCACUCUCACCGCUGCUGGUACGUCGCAUUACAUCCACCUCGACACAUUGGGCAUUAUCAACGGCUGCGUCGACCUCCUCAUCCAAGCACCCUCCUACCCAAAGAUGGCCUACAACAACACCUACGAUCUUCAGACGAUCAACGAAACCAUAUACACGCAAGCCAUGCACUCAUGGAGCCGAUCAGGCGGCUGCAAGGACCAAAUCAAACAUUGCCGUGCCCUCGCCGCCGAAGGCGAUCCUCAGAUGCGUGGCAACAAUGAGACCGUCAACAAGGUCUGCAAGAAAGCCGGUAACUUCUGCAGCAACGCCGUCGAGGGCGCGUAUGUCAACUACGCUGACCGGGGCUACUACGAUAUCACGCACAAAAACCCGGACCCAUUCCCGCCGAACUACUUCCUGGGCUUCCUGAAUCAGCACUGGGUGCAGGACGCGCUGGGCGUGCCAAUCAAUUUCACCGAGUCGGUCGACAGCGUCUAUGAAGGGUUCCAGUCCACGGGUGACUAUGCCCGCGCCGACGUGCGCGGGUACUUGGAUGACCUGGCGUACGUGCUGGACUCAGGGAUCAAGGUCGCGCUGGUGUAUGGGGACCGCGACUAUGCAUGUGACUGGAUCGGCGGCGAGGAUGUGAGUUUGAGCGUCCAGCAUGCGCAGGCAGAUGCCUUCCGGGCAGCGGGAUACUCGGCGCUGCGCACGAAUGCGUCAUAUGUGGGCGGGCAGGUGCGGCAGCACGGAAACUUCUCGUUCACGCGUGUGUAUGAGGCGGGCCAUGAGGUGCCGGCGUAUCAGCCGCAGACGGCGUAUGAGAUUUUCCAUCGGGCGCUGUUCAACCGUGAUCUGGCGACGGGGAAGAUUGAUACCGCGCGCAAUGCGUCGUAUUCGACGACGGGCCCGGCCUCGACGUGGCAUAUCAAGAAUCAGGUGCCUGAGAGCCCGGAGCCGCUGUGUUAUAUUCUGGCGCUGGAGGCUACCUGUACCGAGGACCAGAUUGCCAGUGUGGUGAAUGGCACGGCAGUCAUCAAGGACUAUGUGCUUGUGGAGGGUGGGGAAGAGUAA
Messenger RNA from Penicillium canariense, 1836 nucleotides. RefSeq names its product putative carboxypeptidase S1 (gene cp1). Gene Ontology annotation, molecular function: serine-type carboxypeptidase activity. The coding region runs from base 1 to 1836 and encodes 611 amino acids. The transcript has 2 exons. The record is from RefSeq and is a predicted model, not a curated record. Gene Ontology annotation, cellular component: fungal-type vacuole. Gene Ontology annotation, biological process: proteolysis. NCBI's taxonomy places the organism in Eukaryota, Fungi, Ascomycota, Eurotiomycetes, Eurotiales, Aspergillaceae.